CCUUGAUCCAUUGGAUUAUGUGAACUUCUUAUCACGCUUUUGGAGCAUAAUAGAUGCACUGAAGUCUAAAUCGCGACUUGCCCACGUGAUCGUGAAAUACGCUAAGCCAUCAGGCACAUUGCACCCUUCCUCUUUACAAAUUGCAUCAGAUCGAGAUACCUUUUAUCAAAAAAAGAGCUUCCAACUCAGAAGCACCAGAUUCUACACCUCAUCAAACAGCUUCAGCAAGGCCUCGCAGUACAAUUCCGACCCUCCGGCCACUCUAUGCGCGGAAAAAUCACUCAUCGGUCCUUAUGUACCGCCGAGCCGAUUUCAGAACAUAUCUCAGUCGAUGACGUCGUGCUGUGCAAAGUCAAAGGCAGCCAUUACCUCCACCUCGUGAAGGCAAAGUCGGGAGUGCGGUAUUUCAUUGGUAACAACGUCGGCGGAACUAACGGCUGGAUCACGAAAAAGAGUAUUUAUGGGAAGCUUACGCGGGUUGAAUGAUGAUUGUAUUUAAAUGAAGUAGUCGACAACCCCGACCACGUGUUUGUAGAUCGCCAAUGGCGUCAGAAUGUAAGAGCUCGGUAUGCAGGAAGAGGAAUGUAUCAUAUGGGUGUUCGUAAGCUAGGUCCGUAAAACGGAAAGAUAUACACGGAAGCUACUGAGUACCUCCUAGUUCCAUACAGGGCACUACGCGACCUUGUUUUCGUGCUGCUUUGGAAAUGACGUUUCAAGACAAGCCAUGCAUGCAGGCGUCGUCGUGGCAUGUUUCAAUCGGGCGGGGAACUUGAUGGCACAAAGCCGCAGCAAACAAGAGUGAGGUAGCGGAGACUGCCAU
Mytilinidion resinicola is the source of this 820-nucleotide messenger RNA. RefSeq lists its product as uncharacterized. Lineage: Eukaryota; Fungi; Ascomycota; Dothideomycetes; Mytilinidiales; Mytilinidiaceae. The coding region runs from base 265 to 486 and encodes 73 amino acids. The transcript is spliced from 2 exons. The record is from RefSeq and is a predicted model, not a curated record.